UCUAGCAGAAGUGCGGAUGUGAGUUGCAUAUUGAUACGGAACAGGCCGCCACUUUAUUUCUUUUAUAGCAAUGCGUGCCUAGGCAAUGAUCAUUUCGUGGAGCUAUGAAUCCAGAGGAGCAGACCGUAACGUGGUUGAUAUCACUCGGAGUGCUCAGCUCGCCUAAAAAGAACAUAGCGGACCCGGAGGAGUUUUUGAAAACCUCGCUGAAGGAUGGGGUCGUCCUGUGCAAGCUCACGGAGAGACUUAUACCUGGCUUUACUCCCAAGUAUUGCCAGGAUCCGAGAACUGAAGCCGACUGCAUUACCAACAUCAAGGAGUUUUUAAGAGGAUGCUCGUCUUUGAAAGUGGAGGGGUUUGAACCAGAGUGCUUAUACACUGGUGAGAAUUUUGGCAAGGUGCUGACCACUUUGAUGGCAGUCAACUUUGCCACACAAGACUGUGCUGCUGAGAGAUGUUCGCAGUCCGGUGCCCACUCUCCUAGUCAGUCGACAUCUUCACACACAUUCUCCUCUGCCAAAACCAAAGGCUCUCUGCGUAGACAAUCCAAAUCAGUGGAGAUGUCUGAGAACGGUGGAGGUGGGCAGCUGAUGGUGAAGGCUCGCUUCAACUUCAAGCAGAACAAUGAGGAUGAGCUGUCCUUCAAUAAAGGCGACUUGAUCCAUGUGAUGCGGCAGGAGGAGGGGGGGUGGUGGGAGGGCUCCCUCAACACCAAGACGGGCUGGUUUCCCAGCAACUACGUCCGGGAGAUCAAACCCUGCGAGAAGCCUGUGUCUCCUAAAGGAACUCAGCUGACCAAGAACUACUACAGUGUGGUUGUACAAGACAUCUUGGAACAUGAGCGGGAAUUUGUCAAAGAACUACAAACAGUGCUGAGCUGUUAUCUACGACCCCUGCAAGCCAGCGACAAGCUGAGCAGUGCAGACAGCGCCACCCUGUGUGGAAACCUGGAGGAGAUACUCACCUUCCAGCAGGGACUGUGUGCGGCUUUGGAGGACUGUACCAAAGUCUCUGAAGGCCAGCAGCGAGUGGCGGGCUGCUAUUUAAACCUGAUGUUUCAGAUCAAGACUCUGUAUCUGGCUUAUUGUUCCAGCCAUCCUUCAGCUGUUUGCAUCCUCACUGAUCACAGCGAGGAACUAGACAAGUUCAUGGAGAGCCAGGGAGCCAGCGCUCCGGGGAUCCUGGCUCUGACCACCAGCCUCAGUAAGCCCUUCAUGAGGCUCGACAAAUACCCCACGCUGCUGCAGGAGCUGGAGAGACAUGUGGAGGAAGCUCACCCAGACUAUGCUGACAUUGUGAAGGCAACAGCAACAUGCAGGAGCUUAGUGACACAAUGCCAGGAAUUGCGAAAGCGUAGGAACCUGGAGCUCCAGAUCUUGUCAGAGCCGGUGCGGGGCUGGGAGGGAGACAGCAUGAAGAGCCUCGGUCACGUGGCCUACAUGUCCCAGGUCCACGUCAAAAAUGGGUCCAGUGAGGAAAAAGAGGAGCGCUAUCUAAUGCUUUUCCCUAACAUGCUAGUCAUGCUUUCCGCCAGUCCCCGGAUGAGUGGCUUUAUUUAUCAGGGAAGACUGCCGCUGACCGGCACCACAGUCACAAGACAAGCAGAGGAUGCAGACAACGCCCACUAUGCCUUGGACAUCACAGGAAGUGUGAUCGAUCGUGUCACAGUGUUCUGCAGUAGUUCCCAGGAGUUACAAGAAUGGCUCGAUCAGCUUCAGCCCUUCACCAAAGGGGGCAGCCCUGCAGGCACAAUCUUGAAGACUGUCGAAGGCAAGCCACUGAGCAUGGUCGGCCCCCCCACUCACCUGUCCCACCUGGGCAGCCUCAGCGCCGUCAGCCGUGGUCCCCUGGAGCCCCCAAAGAUCAGCAAGCCCUGGUCCCUCAGCUGUCUGCGCCCCGCACCCCCCCUCAAACCCUCUGCUGCUCUGGGGUACAAAGAGAGGAUGUCUUAUAUCAUGAAGGACUCCAGUAAGAGUCCGCGGCCAAUGAAAAAGUUCCUGCCUGGCAACAGGAAGAAAGAGCGGAAGCCGUCUGAUGAUGAGGUUCACACGAGGAAAAGCACAGUGGCGCUGGAGGAGGACGCUCAGAUUCUGAGGGUGAUCGAGGCGUACUGCACCGGAGCCAGCCUGCUUCAGACAACCACGGGUGCUCGCUUAUCGGUGCGGAAAGAGUGCGUCCCUCAGGUGCUCCUGCCAGAGGAAGAGAAGAUCAUUGUGGAGGAGAUGAAGAGCAAUGGGCAGACCGUUAUUGAGGAAAAGAGCCUGGUCGAUGCUGUGUACGCUUUAAAGGAUGAGGUUCAUGAACUGAAAAAGGAGAAUAAGUGGAUGAAGCAGUUUCUGGAGGAGGAGCAGAAAUCUCGCAAGGAGCUGGAGAGAGUGGUUCGAAAACUGGCCAAGCAGAAGAACGAUUGUGCUUGGGACGACGGCGCCCACUGAACGCAUUCACACACUCAUCCUCAUCCCAGUGUGUGUGUGUGUGUGUACAUUUAUGUAAGCGUGCUUGUGGAGGGUCAGGUGUGCGCGUGUGUUUCUCUCUAUGUCGCAUCUCCCAUUUCACAGCAGUGAGUUUAAACCCCCCCCCCACCCACUCAAGACAAUGCUUGGAGUUGUUUUUGCUUCAAGUUCUGCUGGAGCUUGAUUUGACAUUUACAAUGAAAUCUGUCUUCCUGAUCUAGCCGCAGUACAUGAGACCACAGAUAUGCUUCUGCUUCUUCAUAAAGCAGCUCAGCUAAACAAAGACUGGCAGGGCGGGGUGUUUCAAACAUACUGCCUCUUGUCAACUGGCACUGUGAACCCCGACAAAUGGAACCAUUUUGGACAAGGACAAAAAGUACUUCUGCUGCUUCCUUUGCUUCAGUCUGAAAAAGAAAAGGAGUUCAGAGCCAUCAAGCCCAAUAGGAGUUCACUUGCAUGCACAAGGACUGUUUUUAUUCUCCUCAUACCACAACUUAUUUUGUCUUUGUCACAAGGACAAGCAGGAAAAUUGAUUGAUUGAUUUUUCAAAAGAAUGUGCGAUUGUUAUUUUUGUACAUUUACAUUGACAAUUUCCAGGCCUUUUUGGAGGUGUUUAAGCAAUUCAAACAGGUUAGAUCAUUAUGCUACAUUCAGGUUUUUAUCCAGAAUGCAGCCUUCAACUGUUCAUUUAAAAACUGCAUGUGGUUCUACAGUUUAAAUUCUGCAUCAGAAAUGUGAUAAUCAUGAUAUUCAGAUAUAUAGUCCAAAGCUAUCAUGGAUGCAGCUUCAUAUUAUAUAAUAGAAAAGGCUUCACUAUGUAUCAUUUAUAUACAAGAGUACACAAAUAUUGACAGAUGCCACCCUUGCUCUCUUUAAUAAAAUAUAUUCAAGUAUAAUUUGAACAUAAUUACAUAACCUUGCUUUAUUUUAAAGAGUAUUUAUUUUUCACCCAAGCAUUUAAUUGUGGUGUUAGCCUUAUAGAUAAAGUGUUGCUGCCUUUACACCCGUUUGGAAUUUUAUUAAACUUAAUUGAUACGUAAAUGCAGGAAAAAUAACACUUGUUUUGGCCAAGGGAAAUGGUCAUUUUUCAUCACAAAAAAGGAAAAAUGACAAAAAAUGACUAAUAAUGAGUCUGACCGUGGAUUUCAGAGAGCAGCCUGUUUGUGGCCUGUUAACAUAGAGCUGAUAACAACAGGAAAUACAAAGAGAGAUUUAUUUGUGGGUGUAGAGCUCAACUGUUUAAGUGCCUCCCGAAGGGGUCCAUAAACUAAAGUUUAGGACCAGACUGGGACUAAAUGCAUGAUUUAUAUUGAAAGUGUCACAGGUGGUUUGUUGUAAUAUUUCAAUAAGAAUGUCUGAAGCUUAAUGGGAAUAUAUUGGGUCUGAAAAACAUGCAGGGCUUUGCAUGCUUUUUUGAGAUACAGCAUCUUCACAAAGACCCACAGCGGUACAUUUCCUCAUGAGUUUGAGUGUGUGCUCUGUUAUCUUCUCUCGCUGCAGUGGAUGCUAAAGAUGCAAUAAGUGACUGCUUUACUGACCGACCUCUGGGUAAGUGCCAGCAUGGUAGGCCAGAUUUGGAGAAAUUGCAAUAACAAUGAAUGAAUUAACCCAAUUUAUUAACCAAAAAGAGCCAGACUGUGUUGUUAAGCCACCACACAGGUAGGCGUUCAUUAUCUGCCUUUAUUUAAUCAAGUCUGUUGGUAUUGAUGAUUGUUUUUUUGCUCAUGUCCAGGUCCCAAUUUUUAUCCCCAAUGAUCCAAAAUGUAAUAAUAUUGUAAUACUGUACAAUCCCUGUUGGGAAGUGCCGAGCUGGGAGGUCAGAGCAGUGUGUAGGGUACCAGGCAGCCCCUCUUACAUCUGCAGCACAGUCAGUGUUUUGCUCAAGGGCACUUUCCUCAGCAAGGGAAAAAAGCUGAUCUUGAAUAGUUGUUCUCAAUAGGAAGCCCAGUUGGCAGCCAGAUUCUCUCCAGCGUUACGGAGACUCUGCUUCCUGUAGAGAUGUUUGCCCGUCUUAUAUGUUCACUUUUAUGAUUAACAUUGCUGUUCUGCACCCUAAAUAGUUUUCGUCAAGUACCACAUACUGUCUUUUUUUCAAUUCCCAAAAGCCUCAGCGAGCACUUACUGGUGGUAGGGGGUUGAACUUCGGUUUCAUCUUGUUAAUCUCCAGACCAUUGUGUGUAUUGUUUUUUUAAAGGUUCUAUGCAAUCAUUGUUGUUGCAAGUAUUGUUAUGUUUUUUUUCUAGACACUCUGUACUUUGUGUUUGGUAUGGUCAUUCUUUUAUUAAAAUUGUAAUAUAAUA
Molecule: messenger RNA, 4753 nt
Organism: Gymnodraco acuticeps
Lineage: Eukaryota; Metazoa; Chordata; Actinopteri; Perciformes; Bathydraconidae
Gene: arhgef6
Product: Rac/Cdc42 guanine nucleotide exchange factor (GEF) 6
Exons: 22
Coding region: 105-2435 (776 amino acids)
Molecular function (GO): protein binding; guanyl-nucleotide exchange factor activity
Source: RefSeq, a predicted model, not a curated record